Messenger RNA from Trichogramma pretiosum, 2211 nucleotides. Its product is annotated as ribosomal protein S6 kinase beta-2-like. Gene Ontology annotation, biological process: protein phosphorylation. The transcript is spliced from 11 exons. NCBI's taxonomy places the organism in Eukaryota, Metazoa, Arthropoda, Insecta, Hymenoptera, Trichogrammatidae. The coding region runs from base 486 to 1778 and encodes 430 amino acids. Gene Ontology annotation, molecular function: ATP binding; protein serine/threonine kinase activity. The record is from RefSeq and is a predicted model, not a curated record.
AAAUUUUGGCUGUCAAGUGUUACGGAGCCUACAUAAGUAAGUGCCACACACACGUAAACAUAGGGACAAAUUGACAUCUGCAAGAGAAUUGCACGAUACUAUAUAUAGGAUAACACACACGGGCAUAUAUAUAUGUCUGACCGUAUAUAGUACGCAUGUACACAGACUGCUGUAUAUAUAUAAACACGAGUUAUAACUGUAUACUGCUGUUGGCUGGCUCGCUCUCCUCUUUCGCUUGUAGCAGUCACUUGGUCUAUUGACAUCGGGCGCACGCAAGGCCAAACAGCUGAUUUUCGCACUACAGGCCAUGUAGACGUGCCAGCACACGCCAGCAAGCAACUCUUCAUCGUCGAGAAAGAGAGCAUGAGAGUCUCUCUCCUCGUCGAUCACUACGUCCUGGGGCUGGCCUUUGGGACCCUGCGUUAUUCGCAUCCACAGAGACUUCUCGUCGUGCAGCUGCCUUCCUAUUCACGACGGGCCUUACGAUGGCUGAAAUGUUUGCCUUUGAAGCCGACGACGAGGAGGUGACCAUCAUCAGCGAUGAUUCCGACAUGGAGUGCUCCGUGCUCACCCAGCAGGUCUACAGCCACUGCCAUGGCCUUCCUUACAAAGAAGAUGAAAACUCUGGCGAUUAUGAAGUUAUUGAUAUAUCGGAUGACAGUUGCAUGUCAUCGUUCAAUCCAAAUCAUCAGAAGCUAACCCGAGAUGAUUUUGAAUUUUGCAAAGUUAUUGGCCUUGGUGGCUAUGGCAAAGUGUAUCAAGCUCGUAAAAAAACUGGCACUGAUCGAGGUACUCUUUGUGCCAUGAAGGUAUUGAAGAAAGCUAAAAUAAUAAGAAGUCUCAAAGAAACUGCCCAUACUAAAACAGAGAGAAAUAUUUUACAAGAUAUAAAGCAUCCAUUUAUUGUUGAGUUAUUGUAUGCUUUUCAAACUGAAGGUAGAUUAUACCUUGGACUAGAAUAUAUGUGUGGAGGAGAACUUUUUUCGUAUAUGAACAAAGAACGUAUGUUAUAUGAAGAUUCAGCUAGAUUCUACAUUAGUGAAAUUGUGUUGGCUAUUGAACAUCUCCAUUCUCAUGGCAUUGUGUACAGAGAUUUAAAGCCAGAGAAUAUUCUUGUAGGUGCACAGGGACAUAUCAAAUUAUGCGAUUUUGGGCUGUGCAAGGAACACAUUAAUGGAGAUGCCAUGACUCAUACAUUUUGUGGAACCAUAGAUUAUAUGGCUCCUGAAAUCCUUUCUCAAACGGGUCAUGAACGAUCAGUUGAUUGGUGGAGUUUAGGAGUUAUGUUAUAUGAAAUGUUAACUGGAUAUCCUCCGUUUAAAGCUGAAAACAGGAAAGAGGCCUUGGAAAAAAUCAUGAAACUAAGAUUAAAAUUUGAAUCAUUUAUAACAAAUGCAGCUAAAGAUUUAAUUCGUAAACUAUUAAAGUUAUAUCCAAAAAGAUUGGGAUGUGGACCCAACGGUGCUGCCCUAAUAAAACGACACCAAUUUUUUAGACCUAUUAAUUGGGAGGAUGUGUUACAACAAAAAUUAGAACCACCUUUCAAACCAAAAAUGAAAGACAUAGAUGAUGUUUCAAAUUUUGAUAGAAAAUUUACCUCAUUAGAAGUUAAAGAGUCUCCUGAAAAUUUUGCACUUAGUGAAUCAGCCAAACAAGCAUUCAAGGAUUUUUCAUACAAUGCCUUCAAUGAUAAUGAAGUGGGUCAGCGCACUUUUGAAUCUGGCAUGUUUAGACAACAAUUAAACGAUGAUGAUAUCGAAAUAAUUGAUAUCAGCUGAAAAAAACACAAGUUCACCUCAUGUACAUACUAUCAUUUUGUUAUACCGAUAGAUAAUAAGAUUUUCAUUUAGUUUUUGGCUGUAAGAGGAUAAACGUAAGUGAUCAAGUCAGAAUAUCACUGAUGAAUUGUAACAAUGACUAAUAUUAAAUACUGUACAUAAAAAUACUAUUAUUAUAUUCUGUGAUUGCACCAAGAAAUACGCCUAAUUACAAAUAUGAAAGAGUGGUUGCGUAAAACUGCCUAAUCAUAAAGUACUUCUUUAUUUGGUAGUAGGUAGACCAAGGUUUGGAAUUCAUAAAUAUAAUCGUAUAUAUUUACAAGAAUUUCAUGUUAAUUUAUAGAAAAAUUAUUUUAAUUUAUUGUCAGAUCGAUAACUUACAAAGUGUAUUACUCGCGUGUUAUCAUGUGUUCUAAAAAAUAAAAAAGUGAAA